AUGGACUUUGGCCAUCUUGAGUUCGACACGCUAGGUGCUGGCGACUCGGCUUUGUCGACUCCCGAGUUCGAUUUCUAUGGCACCUUUAUGCCGACAGGGGACGUGACCGAGGAGAGCGUGGCCUCGGCGGUAUCAGUCGACAGUGGCCUGCUGCCCACGACAACACCAACGACGACCGGUGCAAUCCUGGUGGCCUACUCGCUGGCCUCGACGGGCGCCAUGGUGUCGCCUUUGGUGCAUGCCUAUGCCUACCCGUCUGGUUCGGCAGCGCUCAGGCCUUCGGUCAUCCUGCCGUCGCACUCCUCCAAGGUCUCAAAGAAGACGGUAACGGCAACGGCGACGGCGACGACAACAACAAUAACAACGAAUAAGCUUCUUCCCGGUCGCCUGUCGUCUCCAGAUGCCGAUCGAGUUCGUCGCAUCUCCGCUGCCGCUGUUGUCAGCCGGCAGUCCGAAGAGCUGUAUUCGGCAGCGUCACCAACGUCUCUCAGCAAGCGACUCGAGCGACGCGGCCACACCAAAUCGCGGCGCGGAUGCUUCAAUUGCAAGCGGCGCCGUAUCAAGUGCCAGGAAACGCGGCCGUCCUGCGGACACUGCGUCAAGACGGGCCUGCAGUGCGAGUACCCAGCAUCACCGCUAGUCAACCACCAACCGCAGCAUCAGAUCCCGCUCUUCAGCCUGCAGGACAUGCGCUUCUUCCAGCACUUUCUGGUGCAUUGCUGCCCUCAUCAGCCGCUGGGCAACGAGACGCUCUGGACACACGAGAUUCCGUGUCUGUCACACAAUUAUGACUACCUGAUGCAUGCACUCCUCGGCCUGGCUGCGUCCGACCUGAUGCAGACUGACGCUAGCCUCGUGGCAGCGGCUAUGGACCACCGGCUCAAGGCAAUCCGCGCCAUCAAGCGAGCACUAUCGCCGGUCUCCAAGCAGCGGAUCCCGGCGACUCUCUGCUUGCCGCCAGGCGGAACAAUUGCCGUGAAGGGUGCCCAUGGCACCGACAAAGCCAAUGGCAAUCUAGAAACGACGUCCUCGUCAGUAUCGUCGGUGUCCUCUACUUCACACUCUAUUCGUUCCGGAGCAGCGUCACAGCCGCCACCGAGGACGACGUGGGACGAGAGUGCAAGCGGCUCGAGCAAUCCGCUGUUUGAGGAGGGCAAUGCGCUGAUGGCAACGUGCUUCGCAUUAACGUUCCAGUCGGUCGAGCUCGACGACGGCAUGGUGGAGUAUAUGACGUUCAUCCGAGGCAUCCUGCUGGUGGCGAUCCAGAUGCACAUACGCGGUGCCCGACUGCUGUUCCGCAACCUGCUGAACAACGAGCAGGCGGAAAUGCUGAAGCCGGCACUGGAUCCCAUGCCGCCGAUCGAGCGGCAAUGGGGGGAGGCGGCCGUGGCAGCCGUGGAGGAGCUGGAGCCAUUGUGCCGAGGGGAUGACAUGGCGAUCAGCUAUCAUGCGCUAGUGCUGCAAAUUGCGAGGGCGCUGUUGGUGUCUCCGGUUGAAUCAUAUGCGGCCGUGACUCGCCAUUAUGCCUGGUGGAUGCAGCUCCCGUACGAGCAGUUUCGACAGAUCAUCAACCUGGACCGGCCGGUGUUUGUGUUGCUGGCGACGCAUUGGAUCGCACUGAAGCAGAUUAUGGUGCGAAUCACCGACGCAGAGAAGUCGUUUGACAGCCGGCUUGUAGGGGAGCAGACGCAGAAGGAGAGCACGCAACACGGCAUGGAUAUGGGCAUCUUCCGAUGGCUGAAGCACUUAAACCGGCUGGUGAGACCAGACUUUGCGCUGUACAACGAGUGGCCGUUGUGGGUAGAAGUGCAGCUAGACCACAAUCCCCGGGCAUUUGGCCGAAGCUAG
Molecule: messenger RNA, 1848 nt
Organism: Grosmannia clavigera kw1407
Lineage: Eukaryota; Fungi; Ascomycota; Sordariomycetes; Ophiostomatales; Ophiostomataceae
Product: c6 zinc finger domain containing protein
Exons: 4
Coding region: 1-1848 (615 amino acids)
Biological process (GO): regulation of transcription by RNA polymerase II
Molecular function (GO): zinc ion binding; DNA-binding transcription factor activity, RNA polymerase II-specific
Source: RefSeq, a predicted model, not a curated record